Messenger RNA from Erythranthe guttata (spotted monkey flower), 1374 nucleotides. Lineage: Eukaryota; Viridiplantae; Streptophyta; Magnoliopsida; Lamiales; Phrymaceae. The record is from RefSeq and is a predicted model, not a curated record.
UAUGUAAGCUGACAACUAAGAGUGCUGGUUAAAAAAAAAAGAUAGAGAUGGUUGACAAUCUUGCGGGACUUAUGGGUUAAUCAUUUAAAUUAAAUUUUGCAAAUAUUAAUACUCAUAUUAUUGAGGUUUAGUUUGACAGUGUCCUAAAUACAACUUGCUUCAACAAUUAGUUAAUGUUAUUCUUACAAAAUCUAUUGAUAUUUUAUUAUGCAUACAUUUCCACUGACAGCUAUUAUCGUGCCAAUUAUAUUUUUAUAUGUUAUGACUAAGGUAACAUGAUGCCUAGUAUGAAGAUUGAAGACAAUCAAUAUUCUGGUUGGAUAUUAGCUAGCUCAAAAUCACCGGCAACCCACAAUAUUUUGAAUGCGUUAUAGCACCCUAAUAAUGUUAACAAAAAUUCUUCUAUUCUCUCUUCUUCUCUUCCAUUUUGCACCGGUCAAAUAUGCAGUGGCAGUUUCCAAUCAAACCAGCACCGGGAGACCUCCAUCAACUAUCACAAAAGGCGUCAACAUAACAAAGCCAGGCUGCAAAAGCAUGUGUGGGAAUUUAAUUGUUCCAUAUCCAUUCGGCAUCGGCUCAAAUUGUUCAAUACACCCUUCAUUUGAUAUCUACUGCGAUAAUUCUUUCAAUCCUCCAAAGCCACUGAUCUUCAAUGGAAUAUUGGAAAUGGAAGUUACUGAUAUAACAGAUUCACAAAUCAGGAUCAAGAACUAUAUGGCUGUCACCUGUUACAACAAAACAGGCAACGUGACCAGGGAAGACCUAGUCGACGACACCCAGAUAGAGCCACCUUUUAGCAUAUCUGAUGCAAACAAGUUCACAACUGUCGGAUGUGAUGAUAUUGGCCUACUAUUCGGGCUUGAAGGUGCUAAUUCGACCAAUGGGUGCAUUUCCACUUGUUCUUCAAGAGAGCAAGUUCUUGAUGGUUAUUGCAAUGGUACCGGCUGUUGCCAGACCUCAAUACCAAGGGGCCUAACAAGACUUUAUGCCUCCCUAGACACCAUUCAUAAACACAUUAAUGUGUGGUCCUUUAGCCGUUGUGGUUAUGCAUUUCUUGCAGAGCAGGAUACCUUUAUAUUUCAUUCCUCUGACCUUGAUGACGUCACUUUUGAAGAACGAAUCAUUGAGAAUGUCCCAAUAGUUCUCGAUUGGGUGAUUCGGAACGAAACAUGUGAUGAAGCUCGGAAAUUCGAUGAUUUUGCAUGUCACAAGAACAGUACCUGUGUCGACUCCACCACCAGUGUUAAUGGAUAUAACUGCAUAUGUUUCCAGGGAUAUGAGGGCAAUCCGUAUCUAGAACCAGGCUGCACAGGUAGUUUUCUUUUGGCAUUUUACACCACACCUACGAUAUUAUGCCCACACAAACGAAUGUGA